AUGCAGUUUUCUUGCUCCGCCGUCUUAGUCGUGGCCCUGCUCUCUGACCAAACCCUCGCGACUUGUGCCCAGGGCUCUUUCAGCGGCAAGCCGAACGAUUACGACAUAAUUGAAUACUGCACCCUCAAGCCGAACAACUUCUACGAUUGUAGCAACGGAGCUUCCGUCACUCACAACGCGGAUCGCUUUACGCUCCAGGCUGGCUCGGCCGACGCCAUGGUCAUGGUCGCCUGUGGUGGGUACGGCAGUGUUUACCACUGUUCCGCAGGCGAAUCAGCGGUAAUCUCACAGCCUCUAGACGAUCACCCCCAAAAGCCCGUGGGCGUGCGCCAUGACGGACCAAUUCAGACCAACAAAUUCUACGCCAACUUCUUUGCCAGCAAUCAGGACAACGCUACAUGGACACAUCCAUACUCAGACUUCAUCUACGGCUCCGGCGACCCGGCCAAAUCCUUCGAGGAUCCGCUGUUCAAACAGUCCAUUGCGCUAUCCGCACGCGAGCUGCAGAAUGGGACCGUCUUGACAACGGACUCCCUAACGUCUUUUGCUGUCAAUGUCAACUUGGCGCCGAGGAAAGGAGCCGAGCCUAUUGUGUCAUUUCCCCUGGUACAAGGCAUGGCAUUCGUGACAGGAGUUUACCACGGUGCUACCGUCCUGAUCCAGUCACAAAGAGGGUUUUUGGACCUCACCAGAGUAGAGGACGACUCGCGUGGGCUUGGAGCACCCGGUUGGAGAACUUGGGUGAGCGACAAUGGGCAACCGGUUGAGUGGCUCAUCUAUGUCAAUCCAAGCCGCGGCUCCCAGACGCCUAAACUUACCAUGGCCAACAACGGAACUAUCGUGGGACCUGGUAACUUCACAGGGAGUGUGCAAGUCGCGAGGAACCCAAAAGGCAAGGCCGGCGCUCGUAUUUUCGGCCAAGCCGCGGGAGUCUACCCCAUCGGGGGGGAAAUGAAAGGAUCGGUAUCAGGCAGAACGGGAUCGUACACAUUUGCCUGGAAGAAGGGUGGCGACAAGACCAUCCCUCUGCUCAUGUUCGCUCUGCCGCACCAUGUCAAAUCUUUCGACAGCAAAACCGCCAGAGGCCUCACUGACCUCCAGCUGGCGAGUACGACAAAGGGCAUUGCAACUGCGACUUUUGGGGACUCGUUCACGAUGAUAGAGCCGGAUCUUCCGACAGACAUGGGAUUCGAUCCUUGGUCGCCACGUCUGGGCUCUGUUGGAUCUAGGGAAGCAAGAGGCGGCACCGUAUCUACCGAGGCCAAAGACGAGAUUGUUGCCGCUGGGAAGCUGGAGCUUAAUUUGGAUGCCAUUGCCAUCACCAAUCUGACUUCCAAAUAUUAUGCCGGCAUCGCAUUCUCGAAAUACGCUAGGGCUCUCUAUGCGGUCAACAGCAUCGCCGGAGACAGGUCGUACACACAGGACGCACUGGUCAAGCUCGAGGCAGCCUUUGACAGAUACGUCAACAACCUCGAGCCAAACCCCCUUUACUACGACAACGUCUGGAAGGGCCUGGUCUCCUCUGGAUCGUACGGAAAUAAUGACUCCUCAAUCGACUUCGGGAACACCUACUACAACGACCACAAUUUUCACUACGGAUACUACGUUUACACGGCCGCAAUCAUAGGGCAUCUCAACCCAUCAUGGCUCAAGAAAAACGACUCCGUGAACACGAUCUGGGUCAACAACUUGAUCAGAGACUGGUCCAACCCCUCGUCGGAAGAUCCGUACUUCCCGUUCUCGCGCUCUUUCGACUGGUUCCACGGGCAUAGCUGGGCUCGUGGCGUUCUUGAGGCUCCUGAUGGCAAGGAUCAGGAGUCCUCUGCGGAAGAUGCCUUUUCAACCUACGCCAUAAAGAUGUGGGGGCGCACCAUUGGCGACGCGGCUCUCGAGGCACGCGGAAACCUCCAGCUGGCUGUCACAGCUCGCAGCUUGCAGUCAUACUUCCUUCUAGCCAGCGACAACAAGGUUCAGCCGGAGAAGUUCAUUGACAACCGAGUAACGGGGAUUCUGUGGGAUCGAAAGGUCAACCACACGACCUACUUCGGCGACAAGACCAGCUUCAUCCAGGGUAUCCACAUGCUCCCAAUCGUGCCGAGCAGCGCAUACGUUCGCAAGCCGUCUUUUGUGCGUGAAGAGUGGGAUCAGUACUUUGCAGGAAACAAAAGCGGCGCGCUUUCCGGGGACGGAUUCGUCGGCCACGUCUACGUGAAUCUCGCCAUUGCUGACAAGGCUGGUGCGGUUGAGAGCUACAACUUUAUGAAGAUCAAGUAUUCUGCCCGAGUGGAGGACUUCCACGAUGUGGAGUCGAGUACAAAAGAAAUCAACUAA
Messenger RNA from Colletotrichum chrysophilum, 2331 nucleotides. RefSeq lists its product as uncharacterized. Bases 1 to 2331 code for a protein of 776 amino acids. NCBI's taxonomy places the organism in Eukaryota, Fungi, Ascomycota, Sordariomycetes, Glomerellales, Glomerellaceae. Gene Ontology annotation, cellular component: cell surface. Gene Ontology annotation, molecular function: endo-1,3(4)-beta-glucanase activity; glucan endo-1,3-beta-D-glucosidase activity. The transcript has 4 exons. The record is from RefSeq and is a predicted model, not a curated record.